AUGCGAUCUUUGAGCGAACGUAUGCGAACGGGACGUGACAGUGCCCUCCCCCCCGGGGCAAACCAGGCAACCGAGGCCACCCCGCCACCCCCACGGCAUAAGGGCCCACGGCCACGCAUCCCCGAGACAACCACCCGCCCAACCCCCAUACAGGGAGGCCUGCAGAGGGGGGACAGGCGGCGAGCCCCCCAGACCCGCCUGCAACCCCCCCCACCGAGGAAAGUGGGUCCAAGGCUGAAGGGCCCCACCAACCAGGACCACCACCCCCCCCACACACACACUGGAGGGGCCCCAGCCCGUCCCCCGGUCGGACGGAUUGCCGCCAACCGGAUCGCCGCCCAAACCGAACCACCCAAUCCGCCCAGCAGGGCCCAGAGCGUCCCAAGAUUCCCUGGACCGCCCACCAGGGCCCCACCAUGGCGCAGCAGAGCCAAGGACCACCCAGCCUGCAGCCCACGAGAGGAGGCCGCCCACAACGGCCAGGGCCGCCUGCAUCCCCCCAUGAUGGAUCUUCCACCCGGCGGGCCACCUCACCCGCGCAGAGCCAGAGACAGAGAGUUAGCGGGGCCCCUCAGCCCCCAUCGCCUCCCCGUCCCAUAUCCCCGACUGGCCCCGAUUAGUCCCCAUCCCCGACCACGCACAGCCGGCAGGGGCGGCCAAUCGGGGUGUUCAGGGGCGCCGCAGGCAGCAGGGUCCCGCCCCACCACGCCCGAUGAGACCACAGCUAGCAGCCACAGACGGGACAACCCCAGGCCCCCCGGCAAACGGGGAUCUGGUCCAGCCAGGCGGGGUGACCCCAGGCCCCCCCCAAGCAAGGCAGAGGCUCCCCCCACCGCCUCCCCCAACCACCCCACAGCGCCCGAAGGCCCCAUGCCGGAAUCGCCAAUGGCAGACACCGACCUGCCCCCACCAGGCAAUGGGCCCGGGUAG
Messenger RNA from Paramormyrops kingsleyae, 930 nucleotides. Lineage: Eukaryota; Metazoa; Chordata; Actinopteri; Osteoglossiformes; Mormyridae. The record is from RefSeq and is a predicted model, not a curated record.